Messenger RNA from Prorocentrum cordatum, 3744 nucleotides. The record is from the annotation of a GenBank genome assembly. Lineage: Eukaryota; Dinophyceae; Prorocentrales; Prorocentraceae.
AUGGCUGGUCUUGUAGACACGCGCCUGUUGGGACGACCGAACAAGUAUUCAGGCAAUCGAGAUGAGUUUCCGACUUUCAGAUAUCAGCUGAUCAGCUACCUUGGCGCGAUUGACCCGAGGUUGGCAUCAGCAGUGACAACGGCAGCUAGCCACGGCACGGUCAUCACGUUGACCGAGAUGGGAGACGAUAACAAGCAGUAUGCAGCGACGAUGGGAUACAUUAUGUCACAGCUGUUGGGAGGCAGCUUGCUCACCUUGGUGAUGAACUGCGAGCAAGGAAAUGGAUUGGAGCAGUGGGGGCGACUAUGCAUGCGAGAAGAUGCGGCGACAAGCUCCAACAAGGUGACGCAGCUGCAGCUGUUAGUGAACACAGAGUUUUCAAGCAAAUGGGAGACCUACGUCGAAGAGCUCACGAAGUUUCUGUUGGACGUCGAUCGGUAUCAGGAGAAGUUCAGUGAGAUGAUCUCGGACGCCCUCAUCCAGGCUAUGAUCAGGAAGAACACGCCCGAGCCGCUCAGGACACAGGUGAUGAUGCACACGUUCACGUCCUAUCAGACUCUACGUGAGACCUGCGAGUCCUUCGCUCAGCAGAUGAGCCAGCGAGACACGAAGACGGCCCAGAAGAAGUUCGACCCCAAUGCCAUGGACGUAGACGCCUUCGGCCAAGGUGGCAAGGGCGACUCCAAGGGGAAGGGCUACGGCAGGUCAGACAUGAAGGGCGGCAAGGCGGGCGGCCAAAAGGGCGUAGGGGGCCGAGGCGGCAAAAGCGACGGUAAAGGCAAGACAAAAAGUAUGAAGGGAGAGGUGAAGUUCUUCGACGGAUGGUGCUCUAACCCGCACUGUGGCAAGUAUGGGCACAAGAUGGCGGGUUGCAGGAAGUACGGGGGCGGCGCGUACCAAUCUGGAGGAGGUCAACGGUCCGUGUCAGAGGUCCAGCCAGGAUCUUCACAGCCACCUGGAUCGGGCACAGCAAGUACGGUCCAUCCAGGCGAUUUAGCAUCACAGAUGUCGGUACCCACGCAGGCCACAACACGUGUGCCUGGACGGGUGCAGGCGGCAGUACUACCAGAGGACGAAGCGGGGUGGAUUUUUGCGUUCACGGACGACCACGGCGGGGACGAAUGCGGGAUGCUCGUUGACAGUGGAGCUCACACUCAUGCCGUACCAAAGACUGUGACGGAUGGGUGCGAACACACGGGCGAGCCAGGUCAGUCCCUGCGAUCGAUUACUGGAAAGGGUAUACGGACAUGGGACAAGCGCACGUUGACUGGAGAGGUUUUCGAUUCAAAUGCGACGAUCAGUGCGAAGCUCAACGUCACUCCAGCUGAAGUCGCGGAGAUGAACGAUGCAGGUUAUUCAGUACACUUCGACCCUGACGGAGCCAAGAUGUUCAGAAGCAACAAGAAUGUGCAGCAUGAGAUUGACAAAGCACUGGAGUCUACUGUUUCACUCCAGCUACGUCGGAAGGUGAAUGCAUUUCUUCUUCCGAUGAGGUUCAAGGAUCCGACGGGCGACGAGUCUAUCAUCGGAGACGUCGACGAGCAACCUGAGAAGGAGGACGCACAGAUGAAGGAGGGGUCCGUCGAGCAGGAGCCUGCCGAGAUGCAGAUCAGCAGUGGGGCGGCUAGUUCACGCCAGUUCAAGUGUUGGGAGAACUUGCCAGAGCGCACAUUCGGAGAGGACCGAAGGACUGGAUGCCUCAUGGGAGUUGUUGUCGAGGCGAAAGAGAACCAGAGCUACGCCAUAGCAGCCACCAGCGAGUUCUUGGACGAGCUGGGCUACAUGAGCAUGGAAGUGCAGUUGGACGGCGAACCUGCACUGGGGGCCCUCAUGAAUGGGGUUGUGUCUGAGCGUAUCAAGAAGCUUGGCAAGGAGGCUGCGGAGGAGUUGAGAUUGGCACCGUAUACACCACCCAUGCUGGAGUUCGGGGAGACGGUGAUCGGUAAGGGGCACACCGAGCUGCAGAACAAGCUGGGCACGGCCUGGUGCAAAGGGAUGUGGCUUGGACGCAGUGCGAAGAGUGACGCUCACAUCAUAGGUACAGCAACGGGGAUAGUUCAAACCAGGACGGUGAAACAGCUUACGAAGGAGGAGAGUUUCGAUACGGAGAUUCUCAGAGCUAUGCGAUGGACGCCGUGGAAGACCUCGGUGAAGGAUGGAGUCUAUGACGGCGAGCGCUGGCAGCCAACGGCCAUGGCAAUCAACGAGCACCAGCAGGGCCAGAGCCAGCACAAAGUCGAGAUCCAGUUUCGGAGGUCCGGCAGCAGGUGCAUAGGUCUGGUUGGAGCCAUCGAGGACAUGAGUACGGAGGACCUCAAGAGGCUCGUGGCAGGCUUCAGCGCCGAGGAGAUGACGAGGCUUGCGGCCGAGGUCGACAGAGAGACAAAGGACGACAGCGAGUUCAGCGUCGUGAUGGGCUGGACGGAGGACGACGAGUGGGAGGCGAAGCAGUGCGAGCUGGAUCGGUUCGACAACUGCGACGCGUGGGAGCUCACCCUCAGGGGCCCUCACGGGCCCAAGGCUCUUACAUGGACAUGGGUCUUGGAGAUGAGGAGUGGCGAGCUCAAGGCAAGGCUUUGUGCGAGGCCAUUCGGUAAGCAGAUCAACAAGAGCAAGAGCGAGCUGCAUUGCCCCACUCCACUUUCGUUUUCACUCAAGUUGCUCAUGGCGUGCGCUAUCGUCAAGGCGGCCGCGAGGUUCAGAAGCACCAACGGCCUCAACAUGUUCGUUUGCUUAGAGAGGCCUGAGCGCCAGUACGCGGCGAAGGAGUGCUCGAGGGGGAUGUCGCGACCCACGGUGCAGGCCGAGUUCAACGCGCUCGUGCGCGUCGGUAUCGAGGCGAGGGGUGCCCAGACAUAUCUCAAGGAGCUCCUGGACGACACAGUGCCUGUGACGCUGGAGAGUGACAACUCUAGCGCGCUCACGAAUGUCGAGAAGAAGGGAGUUGGUAGGAUGCGCCAUAUCGAGCUGAAGGACCUGUGGAUCACGGACCUCGUCGCACGGAAGGCGGAGACGAAGGUCAGCGCCAACAAGGUCCAUACCGAGGAGAAUGCAGCAGACAUCGGGACGAAGCAUUUGUCGAGGAUCGAUUUCAUGAAGCAUCUGACGGCAAUGAAGAUAUGGCUUACUGGAAAAGGUGAAGUUGGAGGAGUUUCGAGUUCAAGCAACGACAAGAAGGGCCAGAUCGGUAAACCUGCGCUGGAGCUAAUGGGUGCACUUACCCAGUGCUUAGUGGGUCUUGGUGCGUUUCUCCAAGUUGGACGCGCAGAUGCUACUGAGAUAAUUAAAGGUGACUACCAGCCAGUCGCGAUCUCAAGCCCUGCAGAUGACGAGAGCCAUUUUGGCGUUUCCACAACGGUCGUGAUGAUGAUGCUCACCCUUUUGAAUGUUAUCGCAGCGAGUGCAGUCUUCAAAGUCAAGCAGCACAUCGACCGUAUCAUGCAGCCAGCACAGAAAGAUGUCUCAACUCAGUACAGCCUGAAGGACACGAUGAAGAAUGGAGCUACGAGCAAGAUCGUGGCCAAUGAUCUUCGGGCUAUGUUCGCAGCUAUGACUAUAGACAGUGGACGGGAGUUUCUACGACUACGGCGGGUGGAUCGGGCCAUCUCGACAUAUACAAAGGCGAUGGUGGUCGAAGCAUGCGUGGCGACCGCCCUCAACGAGAUAAGUCAGGACAAGAUCUACAAUGUUGAUGGGUUGGUCGGGAUUUGGCACCCUCGCUCGCUGGCCAUGAUUCGAUAUUGA